Pieris macdunnoughi is the source of this 1002-nucleotide messenger RNA. The record is from the annotation of a GenBank genome assembly. NCBI's taxonomy places the organism in Eukaryota, Metazoa, Arthropoda, Insecta, Lepidoptera, Pieridae.
AUGCAUUUUGGCUUAAAUAAAUGGACCAUUAUUUUUCUGAUCGCAUCAAUCAGAAGAGCCAACGUACAAAUGGCGUAUCCCUUUUAUAUGCCGCCUCCUCCACCACCCAUAAUUGCUAUGCCACCACCUAUGCCUAUCCCAAUAUUCGCCAUCGAAAUACCAGAGCAAACUACCAAAACUACUACAACAACUACAGAAAGAAGUGUGGCUAUAGCAAUACCAAUUCCUGUGCCCAUGCCAGUCCAAGUUGCCGUACCAGCUUAUGGUCCCUCAUAUUGUGUAGCUUCCCCACGCCCGAAAGGCUGUCCACCAUGUCCACCGUGUCUGUGCAUGCCUCAGUGCACUCCAGCAUUCUUUUCCUACUGCUCACCGUGUCAUCAAAAAUGCCGAUGUCGCAGCCCGGGUGAGGCACCCGUGCCUUUACCACCAAUAGCACCAAUGCCUGUACCUGGACCAGCGUAUCCUAUGCCUGCAGCACCGCCAGUAAUGGUUGUUCCGAUGCCUCCAAUUAUACAAUCAAGGCCGAGACGUCGGAGGCCAAGGCCAAGAUCAUGCAGUGAAGAGACCAGCGAAGAGACGAGCGACUCAAGCGACUGUGACUCUAGGCGGAGCAGGAAAUUCAAACGACGAAAACUCAACAUGUUGAGGAAGCGAGACAGUUCAGAUAACGACCGUGAAGUUGUUAGACCUGUGCUGACUUACGUUUCCAAUAACGGGGAUGUCAAAUAUGAGAAGAAAAUAAGCAACAUCGAGGCCGAUCAGCUUCUAGGUAGAGAUGACGGAAGACGGUACCAGACAAUGAAUGUAAUUACCAGAGAGAAUGCAGCGAACAAACAGCAAGUUGUGGUAAUGUCGGAUGAUGGUCCUCGGAGAUAUAAGCAGGUGAUGUUGCGUAAUGGAGUGGCGAGUCAUGUUCUUAGCAGCGGGAAAAAAGAAUUAGUGUUUCAGCCUCCGGACAAUAAGAGAAUUAGCAAUUUAUCAGUUUCGUUCCAAAUAGCAUAG